This is a messenger RNA of Aureobasidium melanogenum CBS 110374, 264 nucleotides long. RefSeq lists its product as uncharacterized. The transcript is spliced from 2 exons. Gene Ontology annotation, cellular component: mitochondrion. The record is from RefSeq and is a predicted model, not a curated record. NCBI's taxonomy places the organism in Eukaryota, Fungi, Ascomycota, Dothideomycetes, Dothideales, Saccotheciaceae. The coding region runs from base 1 to 264 and encodes 87 amino acids. Gene Ontology annotation, biological process: electron transport chain; mitochondrial respiratory chain complex I assembly.
AUGGCUCCUCGUACCAAUCUCACUGGUUUCGACCCUCAAAAGUUCGCCGCCGCUUCCGGCCAGCCCAGAAACGACCCCUGGGCUAGAUACGAGGCCUGGAGAUACACUGGUCCUUUCUCGCGCUGGAACAGAUUCAAGGGCUCUUUCCCCGGUCUCGGUAUCGCUACUGUCGCCUUUGCUGGUUACCUCGCCUACGAAGCCGUCUUCCUCAGUGACGACCACCACGGCCACGGCGAGGCUGGUCACGGCAACGACCACCACUAA